AUGGCCACAGAGGAGAUCACUUACAGACACAAACACAGUCGAACUCCCAAGAACCUCGAUCAAAACCAUAUUCUAUCAGGAAGCUUCAAACAACCAGACAGGAUGCUCACAGAAAUAAUUCAACCUGACCACGUAAUGUGGAGAUGCAAUGGCAGGACUUAUGGUAAAGUUUGUGGCCAAGACACCAACAUAAAUGACAUGGAUUGCUCAGCGUGUAAGAAGACGCGAGCUGUCGAUGAUUUGGCCCUCAGUUACGGUCCAAACAUCAUUGGAAGGCUUUACAGCAUCAUUAGCCAAGGCGUGGAGACUUGGGAAUACUACGAGCCCAGGCCUAGUAAGACGUGA
This is a messenger RNA of Fusarium graminearum PH-1, 345 nucleotides long. RefSeq lists its product as uncharacterized. The coding region runs from base 1 to 345 and encodes 114 amino acids. The transcript has a single exon. The record is from RefSeq and is a predicted model, not a curated record. NCBI's taxonomy places the organism in Eukaryota, Fungi, Ascomycota, Sordariomycetes, Hypocreales, Nectriaceae.